Prorocentrum cordatum is the source of this 549-nucleotide messenger RNA. The record is from the annotation of a GenBank genome assembly. NCBI's taxonomy places the organism in Eukaryota, Dinophyceae, Prorocentrales, Prorocentraceae.
GGGCUGCUGGCUGGGGCGGCGGGCCGCGGCGAGCGCCAGAGGAGGCAGCGGGUGGCGCUCGUCACGUUCCAGGGCAGCCUCUGCCCCGUGACGCUGGCGCACGCCCAGGCGCUGCGCGAGGCCGCCGCCCUGCUGCGCGACGACGACGACGAGGGCUUCCCCGCCCCGCAGGCCCCGCGCCCGCGCGACCUCCCCGUGUUCGACACCGUCCUGGGGCUGGUGGGUCUGAACGACGACGAGCACGUGAGAGCCAAGCUCGCGAGCCGGCGGUCGUCCGCCUGGUUCAUGCUGAGGCGCGACAGGCGCCUGCUGGUGGACAUGGCCAUCGCCGGUGACGACUGGAUCGUGUCCUGCGACAACGUCUGGUCCUGCGCCGAGAGGUUCCUCGCGACUGCCGGGAGCGCCACGACGUUACCUGGUUCGAGUUGGACGGCGCGGACGUCGCCCUGCGCUCGCGCACCUGGAACAGGGCCUGGGAGGGUCGCAGGUACGCCUGCGUUGGCAGGGCCGCGGACCACGGCCAGGACAACGGCACGGAAGCCGUGCUGA